CUCCUGUUCUCUCCUCUAUUCCUUUUUUCUUUACGUUUAUUUCCCUUUUUCCCUUUCCCUGCCUUUUUAACCCUCUCCUUUUCCUUUUUCUCCCCUACUCCUUUUCUUUCCACCCUUUUUUCCUUUCCCCCACCCCCCCCCUUUUUUUUUUUCCCCUUUCUCUCCCCCUUUUCCCUUUAUUUUUUCCCCCUCCUGUUUGCUCCCCAUCCUUCCCCCGAACCACGAGCACCGCACACGACCCGUGGUACCCCGGGGGGGUGAAGAGGGCAGGUCCCGGGCGGAGCUGUUGCAACAUGCACAGGACCACCCGGAUAAAGAUCACCGAGCUGAACCCGCACCUGAUGUGCGCGCUGUGCGGGGGGUAUUUCAUCGACGCCGCCACCAUCGUGGAGUGCCUGCACUCGUUCUGUAAAACCUGCAUCGUGCGUUACCUGGAGGCCAAUAAGUACUGCCCCAUGUGCGACGCCCAGGUGCACAAAACCAGACCCCUCCUCAGCAUCAGGUCAGACAGAACGCUGCAGGACGUGGUGUACAAAUUGGUCCCGGGACUGUUCACAGAUGAGAUGAAGCGUCGCCGCGACUUCUACGCCGCGUACCCCGUGGCCGAGGUGUCCAACGGCUCCAACGAGGACCGCGGGGAGGUUCCGCAGCGCGACGGGGCGCAGCCGACGGAGGACGGCAUCGUCAGUCUGUCCAUUGAGUUCUACGAAGGAGCCAGCUUUGUCCCCUCUUUGUUUUCCUGCCCCCCCCCCAGAGAAGAGAAAAAAGGGACCAUCGAGAAUGGGGAUCUGGAGAAGGAGAAGAGGAACGCGGUGCGGUUCCUGCGCUGCCCCGCGGCCAUGACCGUGAUGCACCUGGCCAAGUUCCUGCGCAAUAAGAUGGACGUGCCCAGCAAGUACCAGGUGGAGGUCCUCUAUGGAGAUGAGCCCCUGAGGGAGUAUUACACACUGAUGGACAUCGCCUACAUCUACCCUUGGAGGAGGAACGGCCCUCUGCCUCUCAAAUACCGCGUCCAGCCGACCUGCAAGCGCCUGAAGCUGCCUCAGCCGCCCACCUCCGAGUGCACCAACACCAGCGGCGCCUCCGAAUGCGAAUCGCUCAGCGACAAAGCGCACAGCCCCGCCACGCUGCCCCGCACUCCGCCCUCCCUUCCCAGCCCCGGCACUCCGCCCCACGGCUCUCCCAGCCCCACAGCCGCCGCCGCUCCCCACGGCGCUUCGAACUGCCCCCCUUUGCCCCCCUCCCGUUGCCGCAAAGCCGCGGCUCACGGCCCCGCGGGGUCCGCGCUGACCUAACGGGGGGAGGGGGGGGGACGGCCGCGUUGGUUUUGUAUAGCUCUAUAUAUUAUAUAUAUGUGCAUCUAUAAAGAGAGACGUGUACAGAGGGAGGUGCGGAUUGUACACGCGUGUUUUACGGGUGGGUUUAGAGUGCAGGUGAGGCGCAGAGGGGAGCUUGGGUGCUUUCAAAUAGUUUCGGUUUCGUUGUUUCACGCUGCAGUUGUGCGAGCCGGGCGCUGCCCCACACAUCCUUUCCCCCCGGUUCCCCAGUAGGAUGAUUCACUUCCCAUCUCCGUGUUGGAUUGUUGGAUACAGACCAAACACAAACCGCAGUUCCUUUCAGCCCGGGCUGCCUCUCACCCCCACUCUCCGGGCUCUGGGGUGCAUCGGUGGGCUCACGGUUUGCUUUAGGAUUGCUUUCUUCAAGCGCUGCUCCUG
This is a messenger RNA of Lagopus muta (rock ptarmigan), 1715 nucleotides long. It is a transcript of the gene PCGF2, whose product is annotated as polycomb group ring finger 2. Lineage: Eukaryota; Metazoa; Chordata; Aves; Galliformes; Phasianidae. The transcript has 10 exons. The record is from RefSeq and is a predicted model, not a curated record. Gene Ontology annotation, molecular function: promoter-specific chromatin binding. Gene Ontology annotation, cellular component: PRC1 complex. Gene Ontology annotation, biological process: negative regulation of transcription by RNA polymerase II. Bases 294 to 1295 code for a protein of 333 amino acids.